AUGUUAAUGGCUUUACCCCUGGGCAGCUCAGCUCUAAUCCCACCACUUCUCAAAAGCUCUGAAGGGAUAGUCCUAGACAUAGGACCAGGAACAGGAACUCAGAUGCCACUCCUAACCUCCAAAUCCAUAAAAGCUCUCUACGGACCCGAGCCCUGUGUAGUAUUACACGCAGAGCUCCGUAAGCGAGCUACCGCCGCGGGGAUCGCAGAGAAAUACCACAUUCUCCCCUGUGGCGUGCUAGUCACUGAUCUUCUCCCUGCACUGCGUGCCACAGGAACAGGUGUUACAGAUGCGUAUGACUCUGAUAAGAAGCUCGGAAUCUUCGAUACAAUUCUCUGUGUGCGUGUUCUUUGUUCUGUUCCCGAAAUGGAAAAUACUGUGAAGGAACUUUAUGGUUUGUUGAAACCUGGUGGGAGGUUGUUGAUUACUGAACAUGUGGUUAAUAAGCCCUUUUCGGCUAAGGGGUCUGUUCUUGCGAGAGUUGCGCAGGCUGUUUGGAUGUGGCUGGGUUGGAGGUUGUUGAUUGGGGAUUGUUGUUUGGAUAGAAAUACUGAGGAGGUGCUCAGAAAGGCAGCUGGGGAUGAGGGAUGGGAAUCUGUCGAGUUGGAGAGAUCUUUUGAGUGGUCGGCUAUGCCUUAUUUGUCUGGUGUUUUGACUAAGAAGGAUUUGUGA
This is a messenger RNA of Penicillium malachiteum, 672 nucleotides long. RefSeq names its product class I SAM-dependent methyltransferase. The record is from RefSeq and is a predicted model, not a curated record. Bases 1 to 672 code for a protein of 223 amino acids. The transcript is spliced from 2 exons. Lineage: Eukaryota; Fungi; Ascomycota; Eurotiomycetes; Eurotiales; Aspergillaceae.